This is a messenger RNA of Xenopus tropicalis (tropical clawed frog), 2074 nucleotides long. It is a transcript of the gene dctn2, whose product is annotated as dynactin subunit 2. Gene Ontology annotation, cellular component: membrane; dynactin complex; cytoplasm. The transcript is spliced from 16 exons. The coding region runs from base 249 to 1475 and encodes 408 amino acids. The record is from RefSeq and is a predicted model, not a curated record. Lineage: Eukaryota; Metazoa; Chordata; Amphibia; Anura; Pipidae. Gene Ontology annotation, biological process: microtubule-based process.
CAGCAAAGUGACGUCAGGUGAAGCGCUCCAAUCUCGCGAGGUUUCCAUCAUUGCCGGAUUGUCACGCUCGGUACCGGCGCUGGUAUCUGUUGUGGCGCUCACUGGCUGCCGUUUGUGCUUCUCCAUCUACUUCUACAGCGUCUGACCUGAUAGAAGCCGUUGAGCGUGUGGCUGUCUGGCUCCUUCCGUCCGGCCCAUUGCCGCAUUGAGCCGCGCCCAGGCCCCUCCUGUCAUCUCACGUAUAAGACAUGGCCGACCCCAAAUACGCCGACCUGCCAGGCAUAGCCAGGAAUGAGCCAGAUGUCUAUGAAACAAGUGAUUUGCCUGAAGACGAUCAAGCUGAGUUUGAUGCGUUUGCACAAGAGCUGGAGGAGCUUACUAGCACUAGCGUAGAACACAUCAUUGUCAACCCCAAUGCAGCUUAUGACAAAUUUAAGGACAAGAAAGUUGGCACCAGAGGUUUAGAUUUUUCAGAUCGGAUUACCAAGUCCAAGAGGACAGGCUAUGAAUCCGGGGAGUACGAAAUUCUUGGGGAAGGAAUAGGAAUAAAAGAAACACCACAGCAGAAGUACCAGCGGUUGCUGCAUGAAAUCCAGGAACUGACGCAAGAAGUAGAAAAGGCACAGAGCACAGUGAAAGAAUCUGCUGCUGAAGAGAAACUGACCCCGGUUGCAUUAGCCAAACAAGUAGCUGCUUUAAAACAGCAGUUAGUGUCCACUCAUUUAGAAAAACUACUGGGCCCAGACGCUGCCAUCAACUUGACCGACCCAGAUGGUGCCCUGGCAAAGCGUUUGCUGACUCAGUUGGAUGUGGCCAAAACUAGAAAAAAUCCUGAAGGAAAAAGCCCUGCAAAGGGUCCUGGCCCAGAUAAUGAGAACUUUGUGACUUAUGAGUUGCAUUGUCGUCCUGAGCAAAACAAGUUCUCUCAGGCUGCAAAGAUGGCUGAGCUAGAGAAGCGCUUGGGGGAGCUGGAGGCUGCUGUGCGAAAUGAUCAGGACACUCAGAAUCCCCUCACUGUGGGACUUCAAGGAUCUUGUUUGAUGGACACAGUUGAAAUUCUACAGGCUAAAGUCAAUUUGUUGGAUGUAGCAUCUCUGGACCAAGUGGAGGCCAGACUACAGAGUGUCUUAGGGAAAAUGAAUGAAAUCGCUAAGCACAAAGCGGCCAUUGAGGAUGCAGACACUGAAAGCAAGGUGCACCAGCUCUAUGAGACCGUGCAGAAGUGGGAUUCCAUGUCUAGCACCUUGCCGCAGGUUGUCCAGAGGCUGCUCAUGUUAAAGCAGCUGCACGAGCAAGCCAUGCAGUUCGGACAGCUUCUCGCCCACUUGGACACUACACAGCAGAUGAUAUCAAACUCUUUGAAGGACAAUACCAAUGCAUUAGCUAUGGUCCAGAAGGCCAUGAAGGAGAACCUGGCCACAGUGGAAGACAAUUUUACCAGUAUUGAUGCGAGAAUAAAGAAACUAAGUAAAUGAGUUGCACUUCUUCACCACAAACCUCAUUCCCUAUAAUACCAAGGAAACAAGAGUUUCUGCAGACUCUGCACUAAGAAAUCAACUCCCUCCCCAACCAAGAGAGGUUUUACCAUUGUACAUAUUAUGUCUUGUUACUCUCUCUCCUCCCCCGUUUCUCCUGAGAAUGCUUAGAGGCUUCUCCUGUACCUGCCCAUGCACGGACACUCACUCCACCCUUAAUAUCAGGUGCUGUGUCAGAUCUGAUCUCUUAGGGAAUAUGGUGUAUCUUUCAAGCUACCAUGUUUGCAUGCCCGGUACAUGCGGUGCGCCACCUGCAGUGUCUGAGGAGAACAUCCAUAGACCUUUUAUUUAUGUAUGUAUAUCGUUCUUGUCCUCUUUCUAUUGUUACACAGCCACCAUCAAUGCAUUACAUAUACUGCAACGUCCAGCAAAAAAAAGAGGCUAAAUGCCACCUUAACAGCAUUGAUGUCAUGAGACAAUGCCUUACUCUAACUGCCACCUGAUCAUUACUGUUAGUAAAUUCUGUUAGUUACUUCUUAACCUCCCUAGACUUUAUAGCCUCUUACUGCUUCUUAUAUAAAACUUAUCUUUCAAAAAUA